Cylas formicarius (sweet potato weevil) is the source of this 6679-nucleotide messenger RNA. RefSeq names its product transient receptor potential channel pyrexia. The coding region runs from base 3555 to 6512 and encodes 985 amino acids. The transcript is spliced from 3 exons. NCBI's taxonomy places the organism in Eukaryota, Metazoa, Arthropoda, Insecta, Coleoptera, Brentidae. The record is from RefSeq and is a predicted model, not a curated record. Gene Ontology annotation, molecular function: monoatomic ion channel activity; protein binding. Gene Ontology annotation, cellular component: membrane. Gene Ontology annotation, biological process: transmembrane transport; monoatomic ion transport.
UUGCGGGAAAUGCGGGAAAGCUCGCGUCCUUUUCCGACCCGGUUGUUUCGCAACCGGCGCGGGCGCGACCGGAAAACUGCUGACCGGUUCGAUUGUCUAUUUUUUUUUUGUCACGGCCGACCGCGCGCAUCUAAAAUUUGUCGUCAGCGUCGCGCGGAAUCGCGAGGGCGCGGGCUUUCCAAACUAAACGAAAAAAAUACGAGCCGGAGCUGCGAGCAAAGCACUUUCCGUCUUAUCUUUUCGUUUUUAUUACUGUCAAAACCCGAAGCGUUUUGCAUAUUUAAAGACGGCAAUUAACACCAUUAUAGUUACAAAAUAUAUACCGGGCGUCCCAACUUUCGGAUUUAUCCGACGCGGAGUCACGGUUUUUAUUAAAAAAAAAUGGUACGACGCACGGGAAAAUAUGAAAUGCAAAUCUUGAAUAAAUAUGUGCGUUUCGACAGCUCUUUUAUUCCCAUCCUUUGACGAACGCCGCCAUUUAGUUUUUCUAUUCAACGGAUGCGUCGGAUUAAUUCUCUCCACCAAUCCAGGCUUUUUACAGGUAAACUCGAACCGCUCAUUGUUUCGCUACUGUAUUUUUUUUGUUGGUAAAUAAAAGAAAUAAUUCUUUCCACAAUGCUACACGUUAAGCUUCGUCCAUCGUCCUUAUUAUAACAUUUUUUUCCUUUUUACAAAACUUCUGGAUUCCUUCUGCGUCGAUUUUUGCUGAGUUGAACUUGCUGAUUGGCGAAACGUCAAGUUUCUUUGAAAAUUUAUUUUUUUUCCUCUUUAUCCUUAACUGGACGAAGCGGAUUAAUUCUCUGCGCAAUUCUGUAGUUAAGUUUCAUCCUUCGACAGACUAACUGGUCACUUCGGUUAUAACUCCAUUUUUUUCCUAUUUUCACCAUGCCAAGCGAAUUAAUUCUCUCCACUUUAAGCUUCAGCGUCAGUUUUUGAGUUACAACUACAUUUUUUCCUCUUUUCGUUAACCGGACAAUGCGCAUUAAUUCUCUACACCAUUCUAUGGUUAAGCUUCAUCUUUCGACAACGACGAACUGAUCACUUCUUCGGUUAUAACUACAUUUUUUUCUUAUUUCCACCUAGAGAAACGGAUUAAUUCUCUCCACCUUAAGCUUUUUGGGUAGUAACUACAUUUUUUUCCUCUUUUUAUUAACUGCUCGAAGCGGAUUAAUUCUCUGCACCAUUCUAUGGUUAAGCUUCAUCCUUCGACAACGACGAACUUAUCACUUCUUCGGUUAUAACUACAUUUUUUUCUUAUUUCCACCUAGAGAAACGGAUUAAUUCUCUCCACCUUAAGCUUUUUGGAGAGUAACUAUUAACUGCUCGAAGCGGAUUAAUUCUUUCCACCAUUCUAUCGUAAAGCUUCUUCCUUCGACAAAGAUGAACUGGUCACUUUUUCGGUUAUAACUACAUUUUAUCCUCUUUUCGUUAACCGGACCAAUGUUAAUUCUUUCCACCAUUCUAUCGUCAAACUUUAUCCUUCGACUAAAACAAACUGGUUUCUUUUUAACAUUUUUUCUUAUUCUCGCAGUAGAAAACGGAUUAAUUCCUCCUCUAUCUUACCUUUUUCGGUUAUAACUUCUUUUUUUUAUUUUCACCUGUAGAAUCGGAUUAAUUCUCCACACCAUUCUGCACUUCAACUACAUCCUGCAUCACACUUUUUGUUUUGCUUUCAUGAACCGGAUAAAUUCUCUCCCGUAUUUUCAUCAACCGGACGGUACGAAUUAAUUAAUUGUCUCCACCGUUGUGUCGGUAAACUUCAUCCUCCGCUAAAGACAACCUGUGUUUCGGUAAUAACUCCGUUUUUCUUUAUUUUCAUCAUGCGAAGGGGAUUAAUUCUCUCCACCAUUCUAUCGAUAAGCUUCUUGACUCGAAAAAGAGAACCUGCGGUUCGGUCACAACUCCUUUUUUUCUGAUUUUCACCAGGGGAAGCGGAAUAAUUCUGUCCACUAUUCCAUCGUUAGCCUUAAUCCUUCGAAAAAGACAGCCUACAUUUCGAUUAUAACUCCGUUUUUCCUUAUUUUCACCACGCGAAGGGGAUUAAUUCUCUCCACCAUUCUAUCAUUAAGUUUCAUCGUUCGAAAAAGACAACCUGCGUUUCGGUUGUAACUCCUUUUUUCCUAUUUUCACCAGGCGAAGAGGAAUAAUUCUCUUCACUAGCCUUGAUCCUUCGGAAAAGAUAGCGUAGGUUUCGAUUAUAACUCCGUUUUUCCUUAUUUUCACCAGGAGAAGGGGAUUAAUUUUCUCCAUUCUAUCGUUAAGCUUCUUCAUUCGAAAAAGACAACUUACGUUUCGGUUAUAACUUCUUUUUUCUUUAUUUUUACCAGGCGAAACGGAUUCAUUCUCUCCACCAUUCCACUGUUAAGCUUCAUCCUUCGAAAAAGACAAUCUGCGUUUGGAUUACAACUCCUUUCUUCGUUAUUUUCAUCAGGGGAAGGGGAUUAAUUCUCUCCACUAUUACAUCGUUAAGCUGCGUUUCGGUUAUGAGGCCUUUUUUUGUUAUUUUCAGCAGGCCAAGCGGAUUAAUUAAUGGAACAUUUUAGUCGAUUCUACGAAUUUGAUUUUUUAUAUCUGAUAACUGGACGAGUUAGAUUAAUUGUCUCCACCGCAAUAGUUGAACCGACGAUUCUUCUAACCCCGCCAUUUUCAAGCUCCAUUAAACGUCCGCUACAGAUUAAUUGAUCUUCUCGAUUGCCGGCGCCUUAAUUCUCUCCAUCAUUCUGUACCCGUCCCGUUUUUUUUUUUUUAAUUUCGAUUUAUAUUUUAUACGACGACCAGCGGCGCGCGCGGUCGCCUGCUCGCCGACGCUGCCACUUCAACGUGCGUGCGUGUUCAUUUGACCGCCCCAGGUGGUCGCGCAUCUUAAGACGAGUCCGUCUUCCCCCCUUCUACGCCGCCUCGGCGUUCUUAAAACGGAGGCAAUUUAACAAUUUGCCUUAGUUUAGAUUCGCGCCCAGAGACUCGGAACUGUGCUCGAUCAAAAUACGUAUCUGCGACCGAUUUUUUUUUUGCCCUCGCGGCUCAAGCGGAGGUGCUGCUGCACCCUUCGUCGGACGCGCGCCACUGAUUAGCGCAAUUAACGUGUAAUAAUCGAACCCGUCACGCGCUAGUGUGUGUGUGUGAAAAAAAUCGUUUUCGCGUGUGUGGCGGCGCACCAAAACAAUACGGAGUGUCGAGGAGAAGGAUAGGUAGCCGGUGCGACCGUUCAAUUCAUCGGUGGGAUGCUGCGCAGUUGCCGCGUGAGUCGCCUACGAAGAGUCGAAAGUCGUACGAAAGUCUCCAUUCGGACGCGAGAGCGCAACGCACAAAAUCAAUGUUAAUAUACGGGGUGUUAUCGCGGUUGGGAAAAAUAUUUACGUGGCGCUCGUGUCUGUGUCCUCUUUCGACCGCUUGUGCCGUAAAAUGUCCCCUAAGUUCCUCUUUUUGGUUUGGUAACGCUAUGCGUUGGCGAUCAUUCCAGUGAUGGAAACUCGUAGUUCUGGGUCCGUGUGACGACACACGCUUCAUUCUUCAAAAUUCGUUUCCGACCAUCCGUUGCAACUACACCGAGGUAAAUGGUGUCCCCGUCGGAUGAACGUAUCGGCAUGGAGAACCUGGGCUACCAGGAGAACGGGGGCCGGGCCAAACUGGGCCGCGCGGUCAGCGUCGCCAACGCGGAAAGCCGCCCCCUCUACCAGACGCACUCGUCGUCGACGCUGCUCCGGUGGCGACGCGGCCGCGACGACCCCGAAGCCGCGCUCGACGACGAGUUCCCGUCCGACGACUUCGAGUACAUGGAAUGCGGACCGUCCCCGCCCGCCGACCACGCCCCUAACCUAUACGAGAGCUACGAGGAGUUCGCGACCAGCGAGCUCACCGUCCAAAUAUGCCACGAUACCAUCAAGAUGAACCUCGCGGAGCACAUGAAAUUGUCCGCCGGCCGGCACCACUUCCUCGACGACAUCGAGGCCAGAAAAGUGGGCCAGGAAAACUUGGCGGAGGCGCUCAAGGGCGCCAGCAAGGUCGAACUGAACGUCUGCUUCCUGUGGGCCGCUUUCCUCAAACGCUGGGAACUGCUGGACGGUCUGCUACGUCUCGGCGCUCAGCUCAAAUACUACGAGCCGUGUCAGGGGAUGAGCGCGCUCCAUUUGGCCGCGUUCGGCGGUUGCAUCCCCGGCACCCAGUUCCUGAUCUCGCGCGGCGCCGACGUCAACGCCAUCUACAAGUGUUACAGUCCGUUGCAUUGCGCCGCGUUCGGCGACAGUCCCGAAACCGCCAUGAUACUGCUGAACAACGGCGCCAGGGUGCAGGCGUUGACCGCCAACAGUACCAGUAACGGAAACGAGAGCGUACUGCACUGCGCGGUGCGCGCGAACGCGGUGGCUUGCGUGCGCCUUUUCACCGUCGAGGGGGCGGACGUGGGGCAGGUCGAGUUCGCGGGCUCGUCGCCGAUUCACCUGGCCGCGGAUCUCGGCCACGCGCAGUGCCUGCGCAUCAUGCUCGACGUCAAAGGCGUGAACGUGAACGCCAGGACCAAAGAGAAAGAGCAGACGCCGCUCCAUCUGGCGGCGGAGGGUGGCUACGUCGAUUGCGUCGACGUGCUUCUCGAACGCGGCGCCGACGUCAAUCCGAGGAAUCAUCGCGGCCAGACGCCGCUCCAUCUGGCGGCCCGCGCGCAAGCCUACGACUGCGUGGAACUGCUGCUGCGCAAGGGCGGCGCCGACCCCAACGUCGCCGAUUGCGACAAGAGGAUGCCGCUACACGCCGCCGUAGGCAAAGCCGCCCGCUCCUACGACAUCAUCGAGAUCCUGAUCAGUUACGGCGCGGACGUGAACGCGAAGGACCAAUACGGUUACACUCCCCUCCACAUAGCCGCCCUCAACGAGCUAUCGCAAUGCGUCGAAAUUCUGAUAUUCCACGGGGCGGACGUCACGGCCAAAUCGAAAUUCGGCAUGACCGCGCUGGGGAUCAUCACGCGCAAGACGCCCGCCUCCCUCGCGAUGGUCCGACACAAACUCGACGAGGCUAUCACGCUCCACCACCACCCCGAGUCGUCCAACCGCGAGGUCGAGCUGCGACUCGACUUUCGCAGCAUCCUGCAGCACUGUCACCCGCGCGAGAUCAGUUUCCUCAACACGUUCGUCGACGAGGGUCAGAAAGAGAUCCUCCUCCAUCCGCUCUGUUCCGCGUUCCUCUACCUCAAGUGGGAGAAGAUCCGCAAGUACUACGUCGCGCGCAUGCUCUUCUGUUUCAUUUUCGUGCUCAGCCUGUCGCUGUACGUGUUGACCGCGCUCGCGCACAACUGCUACAACCACGGCAAAAACAUGAACGACACCCAGCCACAGAACGUGAUCGAGUUGUGCGAGCGCAAGUCAAUCAUGGGUCACAUGCUGCGCAAUAACCCGUUCGUCAUCGAGAUGCAGUGGUUCGCGUUGGUCGGCAUCACGUGUUGCGAGAUUCUGCGCAAGGUCUACGGCAUAGCCGGGUACCCGUCGGUCAGGCAGUACCUUUCCCAUCCCGAGAACAUAAUCGAGUGGACCGUCAUCGUGAGCGUUUUCGUCAUUUCGUUUAUCUACACCGGCCGCACCUACACGUGGCAGAACCACAUCGGCGCGUUCGCCGUACUAUUCGGGUGGACCAAUCUGAUGCUGAUGAUCGGGCAGUUGCCGAUCUUCGGGCCGUACGUCGCGAUGUACACCCGCGUCCAAGGCGAGUUCGCCAAACUCCUGCUCGCCUACUCCUGUCUCCUGAUCGGUUUCACCAUCAGUUUCUGCGUUAUUUUUCCCGACUCGUCCACUUUCGCGAACCCUUUCAUCGGUCUCAUCACCGUACUGGUAAUGAUGACCGGCGAGCUGAGUCUCGACCUGCUCGUCGACGACGACCCCGACGACCCGCCGUUCCUGCUCGAGAUCAGCGCCCAAGUCACUUAUAUUCUGUUUCUGCUCUUCGUCACCGUCAUCCUCAUGAACCUCCUGGUCGGUAUCGCCGUCCACGAUAUCCAGGGCCUCCAAAAAACCGCCGGUCUCUCCAAACUCGUCCGCCAGACCAAACUUAUAUCGUACAUCGAGCUGGCCCUCUUCAACGGCUACCUGCCCAGGUACCUGCUGAACCUGCUGCACUGGACGGCGCUGGUGUCGCCCAAAGCCUAUCGAGUGGUACUCAACGUGAAACCUUUGAACCCGCGCGAGAAACGGCUCCCUCGCGACAUCCUCGAGGCGGCGCACGAGAUCGCGAAAAAGAAGAAGAAGCACUCAAAGACGCUAUCUUCGUUCCGCAGUUCGGGCACGUACGGCAAGAGGACGCUCAAUAACAACGCGGCCGACCCGGCCACUGCGGGUGGCGAAGGAGUUUUCGACCCAAAGCCCGACCACCUGGCCGCGUUGCAGAGCAAACUCGACAAGAGCCACGAGCAGAUCGAAAACUUGAACAAGGAUUUCAAGGAGCUGAAACACGCGUUCGAAAACAGCCAGCGGGUGGUCGAGAAACUCCUCAACACGAUCAUCCAGAGUCGCAGGAAUAGCGCCAAGUGCUGACGCGUCCCGCCUGUAUAUAAUACCGUUUUCCUUUCUAGGUUAGCUUUAAGGCUGUAAAGUGUAGCCAAUAAAAUGCUUACUCAAGACGCCGCUUCUAUUUAUUAGUAUUUGGGUUUUGACAGUAACGAAACGAAUCAUAACCCGCGUCCCGACAUUGUCUAGCUCUC